UUGAAUUUAACAUUCUUUUAUUCCUGCAACCUGCUUUUUAUUCCUGUAACAUGCUGUUCGGUGCUCUCCUUUGAAUCUUGAUUGUCUGUGACGUACCUUAGCUCUUCCACAGCUCUCAUGGCUUCCAAUUCUGACGGGAACCUUCAAGUCCCAGCUUCAAUGGCCAACAACAAUCCUUCGGACCAAAUCAUUUACCUUCACGGAGACCUUGAUUUGAAGAUUCUCGGAGCUCGAAGCUUACCAAACAUGGAUUUACUCUUCGAGCGUUGCCGUCGUUGCUUUACCGUUUGCGGCACCUGCCUACAUCCGGCUGCCCCUAAGCAGCCCCGGGACCAGGAACACCGGAAAAUGAUCACAAGCGAUUCUUAUGUUACUGUUUCUCUCUCCGGAGCUACGGUCGCCCGUACCCGAGUUAUUCCAAAUUCUGAAAACCCUCAGUGGAACGAAGAGUUUAACAUCCCCCUCGCCCAUCCCGCUGCUCAUGUCGAGUUCCAUGUCAAGGAUAACGAUAUGUUUGGUGCUCAGGUUAUCGGAGUUGUUUCCAUUCCUGCUCAGAGGAUCAAGUCCGGAGAGCUCAUUAGUGAAUGGUUUUCGGUGAUUGGACCGUCCGGGAAGCCGCCGAAGCCCAAUUCGGCUCUCAACCUCGAGAUGAAAUUUACCCCCAUAGAGAGUAAUCCUUUGUAUCGCCACGGCAUUGCAGCGGACCCGAAACAUUUGGGUGUUCGAGACACUUACUUUCCUGUCAGGAAAGGAGGAUCUGUGACGCUUUACCAGGACGCACAUGUUCCCGACGGGAUGCUUCCCGAGAUUAAAUUGGAGAACGGAGAAGUCUUCCGUCACAACAAAUGCUGGGGAGAUAUUUGUCAUGCGAUAUUGGAAGCUCAUCACUUGGUCUAUAUCGUAGGUUGGUCUGUUUACCAUAAGGUGAAGCUGGUCAGAGAGUCCACCCGGCCGUUGCCGAGCGGUGGGGAUCUGACUCUGGGUGAGCUGCUUAAGUACAAGUCGCAAGAAGGGGUACGGGUGCUGCUUCUGCUUUGGGAUGAUAAGACUUCUCACAGUAAUAUCCUCAUCAAUACGGCUGGAGUUAUGGAAACUCAUGAUGAAGAAACUAGGAAAUUUUUCAAGCAUUCAUCUGUUAUUUGUGUGCUGGCCCCUCGUUAUGCCAGCAGUAAGCUUAGCAUUGUCAAGCAACAGGUUGUUGGGACCCUUUUUACACAUCAUCAGAAAUGUGUUCUGGUGGAUACACAGGCAUCUGGAAAUAACCGAAAGAUAACUGCUUUUAUAGGAGGUCUUGAUCUUUGUGUUGGUCGCUAUGACACACCUGAGCAUCGACUGUUUAGUGAUCUUGACACUGUGUUUCGGGAUGAUUAUCAUAACCCAACAUUUCCUGCAGAAACUAAGGGUCCAAGGCAACCAUGGCAUGAUUUGCACUGCAAAAUUGAAGGCCCUGCUGCAUAUGAUGUGCUUAAAAACUUUGAGCAGCGCUGGAGGAAAGCAACAAAAUGGACAGAAUUUGGAAAACGUUUCAAAAGGGUUUCUCGUUGGGAUGAUGAUGCUUUGAUAAAAUUGGAAAGAAUUUCGUGGAUACUUAGCCCAUCCCCAUAUAUUGCAAACGAUGAUCCUAUCUUGUGGGUUUCUAAGGAAGGUGAUGCUGAAAACUGGCAUGUUCAGGUUUUUCGAUCUAUUGACUCUGGAUCGGUAAAAGGGUUUCCUACCAAAGAUGUUCAAUUAGCUCAUGACCAGAAACUUAUCUGUGAGAAAAACUUGGUGAUAGAUAAGAGCAUUCAAACAGGAUAUGUCCAAGCAAUCAGAUCUGCCCAGCACUUUAUAUAUAUUGAAAAUCAAUAUUUUCUUGGAUCAUCAUAUGGAUGGCCAUCUUACAAAAAUGCAGGUGCUGAUAAUCUAAUACCAAUGGAGUUGGCACUGAAAAUUGCUAGCAAAAUAAGAGUUAAGGAGAGAUUUGCAGUGUAUAUUGUAAUACCAAUGUGGCCUGAGGGUUUCCCUACUGAUGCAUCUGUGCAAGAAAUUCUCUAUUGGCAGGGUCAGACAAUGCAAAUGAUGUAUGAAGUUGUUGCUAAGGAACUAAAAUCCAUGCAGCUUGAGAAUUCAUAUCCUCAAGACUACCUGAAUUUCUAUUGUCUGGGUAAUAGGGAACAAAUACCUAAGGACAUACCUGAAUCAAUUAGUUCAUCCACUAAUGGUGGUGCGGCAUCAGCUGCCCAAAAAAACAGGCGAUUUAUGAUUUAUGUACAUGCCAAGGGAAUGAUAGUAGAUGACGAAUAUGUCAUUUUAGGGUCAGCCAAUAUCAACGAACGAUCUAUGUCUGGUGCAAGGGACACUGAGAUAGCUAUGGGUGCAUAUCAGCCCCAUCACACAUGGGCUGUGAAGAAGAAACACCCACAUGGCCAGGUAUAUGGAUAUAGGAUGUCCUUGUGGGCAGAGCACCUUGGUGUGGUCAAUGAAAGCUUCUUGGAGCCUCAGAGAUUGGAAUGUGUAAGGACAGUGAAUGGUAUAGCUGAGGAUAACUGGAAGAAGUUCACAGCUGAGGAGGUGACACCAUUGUGUGGCCACCUUCUCAAGUAUCCGAUCCUGGUGGAAGCUGAUGGGAAGGUAAGCCCUUUGCCUGGACAUGAAAAUUUCCCAGAUGUUGGUGGCAAGGUACUCGGUAGCUACACAUCUCUUCCGGAUGCUCUAACCACAUAGCUCCAGCCAUUCCCUCCUUGAUGAAGGGAAGGGACUUCUAAAGUCAGUAACUCGUCACAGAGAGACGAGAGUUAAGACCGAUGUGCCAUCUUGUAGUCAUACUUUUGUACUUGUACAGAAGAAUAAGUUAACUUCUAUCUUUCUUUUAUUACCUUCCUCUGUAAUUUGUAAUAUGACUAAUCAAGAGCACCAAGAAUUCUAAAUUUCAGGAAUUAAUAAACAGAGAGAGGCAAAGAAGCUGUUCUUGAAA
Messenger RNA from Nelumbo nucifera (sacred lotus), 2953 nucleotides. It is a transcript of the gene PLDDELTA, whose product is annotated as phospholipase D delta. Gene Ontology annotation, molecular function: D-type glycerophospholipase activity; calcium ion binding. Gene Ontology annotation, cellular component: plasma membrane. The record is from RefSeq and is a predicted model, not a curated record. Gene Ontology annotation, biological process: phosphatidylcholine metabolic process; phospholipid catabolic process. Lineage: Eukaryota; Viridiplantae; Streptophyta; Magnoliopsida; Proteales; Nelumbonaceae.